AUGGCCAAACCAAUUGGAUCUGGCAUUCUCCUCCAACCAACUGGUAUGAGAGUAAUGAAAGAAUUGGGUUUAUUGGAAUCAGCUCUCGAGUAUGGACAAAGAAUUGAUCGAUUGUACGGUCAUACGGAUCGUCAUUUUGGAAAACCAUGGAAAUUUUCACAACAAGUCCAUAAAUGUGUUCUAGAUUUACAGUAUAAAUAUCUGGGAGAAGGAUAUUAUGGACUGGGAAUACAUAGAGGCACACUUUUUGAACUUUUAUUUAAUCAAGUUUCGAAUAUUCCUAAUAUUAAUGUUAAAUGUGGUAUGGAAGUUUGUAAGAUUGAGGAGAAUCAAGAUUCGGCAAGAUUAUACUUUAAAACUCCAGAAGGAAAACAUGAAUUGUUGGAUCAGUAUUAUGAUAUGGUAAUUAUUUCCACUGGAACACAUUCCAAAUUGGGUAAUUUUGAAAAUAGAUUGGCCAAACCUUAUGAAUUUGGAAGUUUAUGGGGAAAUGCAAUUGAUAACACUGGAUACUCCAAUGAUAGAACCCUCUAUCAAAAAUACAGAAAUGCCAACAAAAUGUCAGGAUUAUUACCAAUUGGAAAAUGCAUUUCAUCACCUAAGGAUAAUCUAGUGAGUAUAUUUUGGAGUUUGACACAGAAGGAUUAUAUGGAAUUCCAAAAAUUAAGUAGAGAUGGAAUUGAUUUUAUGGAGUGGAAACAAUCUUUGGUUGAUUUUUGGCCCUCGCUUGAACCAUUCAUUUCUCAAAUUACUUCAAAGGAUCAAUUGACCUAUGCAACUUAUAAUGAUGUUCAAAUGUCACCUGAUAAUUGGGUAACUGAUAGAGUUGUAACUAUUGGAGAUUAUUGUCAUGGAACCUCACCUCAAUUGGGACAAGGAUGUUCAUUGGCUUUUGUGGAUGCUCAUGUUUUGAAUCAGUGUCUCGAAAAGACGCCUCUCUAUUCGAAACAAGCUCAAUCCAAUUAUUCUCUCAAACAAGCUCUGGCCGAGUAUAGAGAUAAAAGAAUGAGCCAUGUAAUUGGUUAUAGAUUAGCUUCAAGAAUUUUAACACCAUUCUUCCAAAGCAACUUUCAUUCAGUUUCGUAUAUGAGAGACAUAGUAAUGGGUCCAUUAUGUAAUAUACAGCCAGCUAGAUGGUUCAUGCUGAGAACUCUUGCUGGAAUUCAAUCGGGUUGGUUUGAUACUUUUGAUGGUAAAUUCUUUGAUUAA
Molecule: messenger RNA, 1209 nt
Organism: Naegleria gruberi
Lineage: Eukaryota; Heterolobosea; Eutetramitea; Acrasida; Naegleriidae
Exons: 1
Coding region: 1-1209 (402 amino acids)
Molecular function (GO): monooxygenase activity
Source: RefSeq, a predicted model, not a curated record